AGCCUCUAAACUCUAACCUACACCCAAAAAUAAAAAUAAAAAUUAAUCCACACCCAGAUUCAUGCAUCAAAUUCAUAUGUCUGUGUCUAUUUCUGAUUCAAAAGUGAGCAGGGUCGUAUAUGGAGGGUACCAAUUCCAUGGCCUCCAAAAACGAAAGCGAGAAUUCCACCGAUACUACUCCAUCAUCGCCAAAGAACAUAUACAAAGAUCCAGAUGAUGGGAGACAACGGUUUUUGCUUGAAUUGGAGUUUGUUCAGUGCCUUGCUAAUCCUACCUACAUCCAUUAUCUGGCUCAGAAUCGAUAUUUUGAGGAUGAAGCAUUCAUUGGAUACUUAAAGUAUCUUCAAUAUUGGCAACGACCUGAAUAUAUUAAAUUUAUUAUGUAUCCUCAUUGCCUCUAUUUUCUUGAACUGCUUCAGAAUGCAAAUUUUCGCAAUGCAAUGGCACAUCCUAACAAUAAGGAACUGGCGCAUAGACAACAAUUCUACUUCUGGAAGAACUAUAGGAACAAUCGGCUAAAACACAUUUUACCAAGAUCACUUCCUGAACCUAGUGCUGCUCCUGCACUUCCUGCUCCUGCUUCAACUCAAGUUGUGUCUGCACUACCACCAGUACCUGCUACAAGUGUUGCGGUGACAGCAACAUCUACUCAAGUUCAUUCUCCAAUGUAUGGUAUGCCCCCUGGCUCUGCUCUUGCCAAAAAUGAGAUGAGGAAUCCUGCCGUUGAUAGAAGGAAGAGAAAGUGAAUGCUUUAUUGUAU
Molecule: messenger RNA, 760 nt
Organism: Abrus precatorius (Indian licorice)
Lineage: Eukaryota; Viridiplantae; Streptophyta; Magnoliopsida; Fabales; Fabaceae
Product: mediator of RNA polymerase II transcription subunit 31
Exons: 6
Coding region: 120-746 (208 amino acids)
Biological process (GO): regulation of transcription by RNA polymerase II
Cellular component (GO): core mediator complex; mediator complex
Molecular function (GO): transcription coregulator activity
Source: RefSeq, a predicted model, not a curated record